Molecule: messenger RNA, 2613 nt
Organism: Eremothecium cymbalariae DBVPG#7215
Lineage: Eukaryota; Fungi; Ascomycota; Saccharomycetes; Saccharomycetales; Saccharomycetaceae
Gene: CTF4
Product: chromatin-binding protein CTF4
Exons: 1
Coding region: 1-2613 (870 amino acids)
Biological process (GO): DNA-templated DNA replication; mitotic cell cycle; DNA repair
Cellular component (GO): nuclear replication fork
Molecular function (GO): protein binding; chromatin binding
Source: RefSeq, a predicted model, not a curated record
AUGCUAGGGGUUAGUGAUAAAUUAGUAUUUGCAUCUGGUUCAAAGACUUUGGUUGCCCUAUCAAGUGACCAGGCCAGUCUUUUUGCUAUUAAUAAUAACCAAUUGACCAAAGUAUUGUUGUUGGAAAAACCUGAGGAUGAACCAGAUAUUCUAGAAACAUGUCAAUCUCCAACGUCUAUUUCAUCAUCUAGAGAGGAGAUUUUAGUAACAUCUGUGAAUGGUGACAUAUUUCAGUAUACUAAGGAUGGUAUAUCCAAUCUUUUGUUCAGAUCGGUACUUCCAUUGCGUGAUUGCGCUGUCAUACACAGUGGUAAAGCAUGUAUAGUAGGAGGUGAUGAUUUAGAACUCACAAUCAUUGAGCUUGAAUCCCAUAAGAAGGACACGUUAAAGUUAGAUGAGCAGGUAUCUCAAUUAUCCUAUAAUGCCCAAAUGAACAUUCUCGCUGUAACGUUAGUCAAUGGGGUAAUUGACUUUUAUUCGUUAACGUCAAUGGCGCCUAAUAAGAUAAAAAGUCUGGAAAGCUAUGCGGUUGCUAAUUUUUAUACAGAUGAAUUGGAAGAUGCUGAGUUUAGUGAUGAGAAUAGGAUUUGUACACGAGUUUCAUGGCAUCCUCGUGGUUUGAAGUUUGCAAUACCGUGCAAAGAUUACACGGUUAAGAUCUUCAACCUGAGCGAUUUUUCUUCGACAAAAACGCUAAAAUCUCCCAACGAUUCCUAUUUUACAAACCUUCUCUUUGAUCCAUAUCAGGGUAGGUACCUUGCUGCUACGGAUUUAGCUAAUCGAUUGUUUGUUUGGGAUGUUAAUUCAGGCAAUUUACAUUGCUCUAAAGAUCUCGAUUUCAAACUCUCAAACAUGUGCUGGAGACUUCAUAACGAUCAAUUAGAACUCUUAUUUGGUACAUGGAAUGGAGAAGUCGUUACUGUGCGGCCUAUAGCUGGUGUAGAUUAUUUCAUCAAACACAAGUCCGUUACUGAAGAUGAAAUAACUUCAAAACCUAAGAAUGCGUUAUUCCUUGAAUCUGAUGAUGAGAAUACCUCACACGUUUCGACGCCAUCAUCUGUAGAUAAUGACCGUAGGGAGCUUAUUCCAUCAGAAAACAUGUUUACUGACAUUGAAGAUGGUGAAAAAAGCGGUGAAGGAUACAAACGAACUUACAACUUUGAAGACGAAGAGCAGUUCAUUGAUGAUGAUGAUAAUGCAGGGUACAUAACUAAGAAGCCCAAAACAAAGGAUCAUUAUGUUGCGUCUUCACACAAAUAUUCCAAGUAUCGUCAAAAGCCUUACAAGUUUAAUUAUAGGCCUAUUUCACCUGGCGGUACGCCAUUUGGUUCUACAGAUAAACGUUAUCUAACGAUGAACAGUAUUGGUUAUAUAUGGACAGUUCGGGGAAAUGUUGAACAAUAUACAGUAACUGUAUCAUUUUUUGAUGUUGGACGUUAUAGAGAGUACCAUUUUGAAGAUUUGUUUGGCUACGACGCCUGUUCGUUAACUGAGGAGGGGACUUUGUUUGCCCAGAGUAAAACUGGUCAAUUGAUGUAUAGGCCCCAUGACAGCUUCAAGGAUACAAAAUGGGUUACCAAAAUUCCACUCUCUCCAAAUGAGAGUAUUACUGCAGUGGCUGCCACACCAACAAGAAUGCUUGUCGCCACCUCAUUUGGCUACUUCAGAACUUUUAAUGAGUUUGGGGUUCCACUCUCUCUAGAAAAAAUGACACCAAUAGUUGCACUUGCUGCUCAGGGACACAAAGUUUUCACUGUACACUACUCCACGUAUCAGGGUCUGUCAUACUCUUUAUUCGAACAGAACCCGCAAGCUGGUAACAGAUUCUAUCAAAGAGAGUCACAAUUACCAAUAGAAUUACCUUCGUUCAACAAUGAGACACACGCCAGCGCUGAUGAAACCUUCAAUGAAUUUAAUCCGCUGGGCAUUAGAUCCAUCUUCUUUUCUAAUUUCGGCGACCCCUGUAUAUUUGGACAAGACGGUGUGCUCCUUGUGUUGUCCAAGUGGAGAAACACUAUGGAGAGUAGAUGGAUUCCACUAGUUGACACAAAUCUGGAAAUAUGGAAACUUUCUGGUGGUAAACAACCCGAUGAUGUCCAUGUAUGGCCGUUGGGUUUAAAUUACGAUACAAUGUACUAUAUACUCAUCAAGGGCAAGCAUAUAUGGCCAGAAUUCCCGUUACCGCUCCCCUCUGAAAUGGAAAUUAGAAUUCCAGUUCUAGAUAAAAGUUUGGCAUUGAGGGAUGAAAAUUUAGAGGAUGAAGAGGUAGUUGUUCCAACUGUAUUGGCCGCUGAGGAGGAAUUCCUUCGUUCUAAAGUCUUGAGUGAGUUGUUAUCAGACACAUUAGAGCAUGAUGGGGAGCUCUACGGCAAUGAGAAUGAGAUAUUACAAUCUCUAGCGGGCGUCCGUGAUAAGUCAUUAUUGCGUCUCUUUGCUGCUGCUUGUUCAGACCAGCAUUCUGAUAAGGCUCUAUCACUACUGAGAGAGAUAAAGCAAGAUAAAGCGCUAACGGCAGCGAUUAAGAUUGCUGAAAGGGCAGAACUUAUGAAUCUAGUAAAAAAAAUCAACGACUUGAGAGAGGCAAGAUUUGAAAUUCAGUAUAACAAAUUGUGA